GCAUUCUGCAACACUCGUUCUCCCUCCACGUCAAACAUUUUUAUGUCAGUCAGUUUUGCAUCGUAAAAAACAUUUUCGGAAAAAUACGCGGAUAAAAUCCAUUAAAAACCCGUGAAAAUGGUGUCCGUUCUAAACACAAUCGAUACUGGCCACGAAGAUAUGAUCCACGGUGCCGAGGUGGACUACUACGGCUUGAGGCUAGCGACCUGUUCGUCGGACAAUUCUGUCAAGAUAUUUGACAUCAAAAGCGGUGCUCAAACGCUGGCCGCGGAUCUGAAAGGCCACGGCGGACCGGUAUGGCAAGUGGCGUGGGCCCACCCGCGGUACGGAAACAUCUUGGCUUCAUGCUCGUACGAUCGUAAGGUCAUCAUCUGGAAGGAGGUUGGUCCGGGAGAUUGGAGCAAAUCUUACGAGUACAACAAUCACGAUUCUUCCGUAAAUUCCGUCGCUUGGGCUCCGGCAGAAUAUGGGUUGAUUUUGGCUUGCGGAAGUUCGGAUGGAUCGGUUUCCGUUUUGACCGCAAGCGUCGAGGCUGGAACUUGGGACACGAAAAAGAUUCCAAACGCCCACAGCAUCGGCUGCAACACGGUUAGUUGGUGCCCUGCAACCGCACCGGAACCGGCAUUUGAUCAAAAGUCCAGCAAGUCUAACCUAGCGGUGAAACGUCUUGCAACUGGCGGAUGCGAUAAUUCGGUUAAAAUUUGGAAAGAGGAAGGAGAACGCUGGGAAGAGGAAAAACGUCUGGAACUGCACUCCGACUGGGUUCGCGAUGUGGCCUGGGCCCCGAAUGUAGGCCUUCCGCGGCACCAGAUUGCUAGCUGUUCGCAGGAUCGCCGAGUCAUUAUCUGGAGCAGCGAUGAUCUGCUAAACUGGCAAUCGACUAUCCUGAACAACUUUGACGACGUCGUGUGGAAUGUGAGCUGGUCCUUGACGGGUAACAUUCUGGCCGUUUCCGGUGGGGACAACAAGAUCAGCCUUUGGCGCGAGAACAACGAAGGCCAAUGGAUUUGCAUUAGCGAGGACACGAACGCUUCAGGACAGUCGCAUUCGCUGAACCAGACUCAGAACAAUUUCGUUCCUGAGCAAAGAACACUUUAGAUGCGAAAAUAAUUGUAGUUUUAUUGAUUUGGUUGUAACUUCUUUUUGAAUGUGUAUUCCAUAUAAUCGAUUCAUUGCUAAUAAACGAUAUAUAAAACAAA
Culex quinquefasciatus (southern house mosquito) is the source of this 1199-nucleotide messenger RNA. It is a transcript of the gene Sec13, whose product is annotated as protein SEC13 homolog. Lineage: Eukaryota; Metazoa; Arthropoda; Insecta; Diptera; Culicidae. Gene Ontology annotation, molecular function: protein binding; structural molecule activity. Gene Ontology annotation, biological process: protein import into nucleus; positive regulation of TOR signaling; COPII-coated vesicle budding. The coding region runs from base 118 to 1098 and encodes 326 amino acids. Gene Ontology annotation, cellular component: COPII vesicle coat; nuclear pore outer ring. The record is from RefSeq and is a predicted model, not a curated record. The transcript has a single exon.